AUGUUUGGAGAGGAUGAUACUAAUUCUAGAAUCUCUCUCUCACACUCUCUCUUUCUCUCUCACACUCUCUCUCUCUCUCAUUCUCACACUUUCUCUCUCUCUCUCUCUCUCUCUCUUCGGACUGUUAAUGUCAGUCAUUCUCUUUCUCUCGCUCUCUUUCACUCCAACUCAGGUUUUCUUAGUCCUUUGCUCUCUCUCUCUCUCUCUCUCUCUCUCUGCCACUGGUUUUUUCUUUCUCUCUCUUCGCCUCUGGUUUCCUCAAGUUCUUUUCUCUCUCUCUCCCUUUCUCUCUCUGCCACUGGUUUUCUCUCUUACUCUCUCUCUCUCUCUCUCUCUCUUCACUUCUAUUUUCUGUUUUUUCUCUCAAUUUCUCUCUCUCGCUCCAACUCUAGUUUUCUCAGUCUCUGUCUGUCUGUCUGUCUGUCUGUGUGUCUGUGUGUCUGUCUGUCUGUCUGUCUCUCUCUCUCUCUCUCUCUCACUCCGGCUCUAGUUUUCUUAGUCUCUGUCUGUCUGUCUGUCUGUCUCUCUGUCUCUCUCUCUCUCUACGACUCUAGUUUUCUCUCUCUCUCUCUCUCUGUCUGUCUGUCUGUCUCUGUCUGUCUCUCUCUCUACGACUCUAGUUUUCUCUCUGUCUGUCUGUCUGUCUGUCUGUCUCUGUCUCUCUCUCUCUCCGACUCUAGUUUUCUCAGUCUCUUUCUCUCACUCCCUCUCUUUUUCUCUCGGUUUAUCAGUCUCUCUCUCACUCUCCGCCCUUAG
Acanthosepion pharaonis is the source of this 756-nucleotide messenger RNA. The record is from the annotation of a GenBank genome assembly. Lineage: Eukaryota; Metazoa; Mollusca; Cephalopoda; Sepiida; Sepiidae.